This is a messenger RNA of Adineta ricciae, 702 nucleotides long. Lineage: Eukaryota; Metazoa; Rotifera; Eurotatoria; Adinetida; Adinetidae. The record is from the annotation of a GenBank genome assembly.
AUGGAAGCUGUACAAGACCCUGUUUGUAAGCAAGAAUCCGUCGCAAAUGAUGAUUUCAUUAUCGAAGUAUUACGUUCAGAAGAGAAUGCUUAUGCAUGUGCAAGAUUGAUCGCUGAAGCAUUUGCAAAGUCGAAUCCCAUGACUGUUUUCAAAGGAAUAUCAGCCGAAGUGCAUUUCGAAAAGAUUGCAUUACCAUUGGCUUUAUCUGUGCUUAAUCAAGAACUUUCAUUACUUGUUCGGAAACAUUCCACUGAUGAAAUCAUUGGAUGUAUUUUGUCUACAGAUCUGUAUCUUAAAUCGAUUUGUUCCAUGACAAACACAACCGGCAUUGCACAUGAAGAUUUAAUUGCUGAUCUCGACAGAAUGAGUUAUGAAUAUUUCAAUGCGACAGAGCAACUAACUCGAAAUUCAGUAAUACAUUUUCUGUUACACGCAACGAAAAUAGGCGAAGAAGGUAACGGUGUGGGUAGUUAUUUAAUACGCGAGACUUGUAAAUAUGCUCGCGAGAUUAAAGGUUUCAAAUAUGCACACGCACAGACAACAAAUCCCGCUAUGAAACAUAUUUACGAUAAAAUAGGUGGUGAAGUAAUAUCGCAAAUUGAUCCUGCUACUUGGAUGUGGAAAAACUGUGGCAAUUCUGAUGAAUAUCCUUUCAAAACAUGGACUGCUGGACCUAUGCCGAACAUAUGCGUUAAAUUAUAA